Peromyscus eremicus (cactus mouse) is the source of this 4609-nucleotide messenger RNA. RefSeq names its product sperm motility kinase X-like. The coding region runs from base 276 to 3671 and encodes 1131 amino acids. The transcript has 9 exons. NCBI's taxonomy places the organism in Eukaryota, Metazoa, Chordata, Mammalia, Rodentia, Cricetidae. Gene Ontology annotation, molecular function: ATP binding; tau-protein kinase activity; protein serine/threonine kinase activity. Gene Ontology annotation, cellular component: cytoplasm. Gene Ontology annotation, biological process: protein phosphorylation; intracellular signal transduction; microtubule cytoskeleton organization. The record is from RefSeq and is a predicted model, not a curated record.
AUCCCUCAUUGGUCCAUGUCUUGCUCUGACCUCACAAGGAGUCAUUGUGAGGAAUGACUGACACCUGUGCAUAUAACACACUGCCUAGGCCUGGGUUUUGUCCUUCUAGUACAGAGAGCUGUUGGGUAGUGAGUGAUCUGUGGGACUUGGAUGGUGGUGACAGUUUUGGACCUGGAUAUCGGUGAAGUUUUGGACUCGGAUGCUGGUGACUUGUUUUACUUGACAGAUUGGUGUUGGUACGAGCCUUUAUAUCAACAAAGAGGAAGAAGUGGGAAAUGGCUCAAGGCAACACCCUACAGUACAACUCCUCUGACGAAGAGGCUCUAACAGAGCACUAUGAAAUCCUAAAGACCCUUGGUCGGGGAGCAUUUGGAGAAGUAAAAUUGGCUAGCCAUCUACUCACCCAGACAAGGGUAGCAGUAAAAGUUCUUCCAAAAGGCACAAAGAAUAGCCUCAUCAAAUCAGAAAUUGAAAUAAUGAAAUCUCUAGACCAUCCCAAUAUCAUUAAACUUCUGCACAUAAUCGACACCACAAAUACCACGUACAUAGUGAUGGACUAUGCCAUAGGCGGAGAGCUGAUGGACAGGAUUGUGGAGUUUGGCUACCUACAGGAGGAGGAGUCCCGUAAGGUAUUUAAACAGAUGGUAUGUGCCCUUCAGUAUUGUCACAUGAAAGGGAUUGUUCACAGGGAUCUAAAGCCUGAAAAUAUUUUAGUGGACGGCAAAGGAAAUAUAAAACUCAGUGAUUUUGGACUGAGCACCAAGCUUACCCUGGGGCAGAAGCUAGCACAUUUCUGUGGGACCGUUCCUUAUUGUGCCCCAGAAGUCUUUAAAGGUGGAGGCUACGAUGGCCGAGCAACCGACAUCUGGAGUUUGGGGGUUGUACUCUACUUUAUGUCUACAGGGUGCCUCCCUUUCAAGGGAACUGCCUUUGUAGGAAUAAAGGAGCAGAUCUUGGUGGGAAAGUACUCUGUUGAAUUCAAGCUGUCGCCAGAGCUUUGGGAUCUUAUUGCUAAGUUGUUAACUAUAAAUCCUGGAGAAAGACCAACAAUAGAUGAUGUUGUGGGCUUUCAAUGGCUGAAGCAUGGCAAUGAAGGUUCUCCCAAUCCCUUUAGAGAGAACGAUGAGGACAGCUACCCAGACCCCACUGUGAUGGCCAUCAUGGGUGUCAUGGGUUAUAAGCAAGGACAGAUCCUGGAAGCUUUACACGAGAAGAAGUUUGAUCAAGUGAUGGCCACCUACUUGAUUCUUAGGCAGCAGUCACCCUGGGAAGACAUUACAAAAGAUCUUCAGCCCAAGCAGUCUGCUGGAACCUUGAACCUUACAGGCCCUCCCACAACACCUAAAGUGACUAUCAAGAGGGGAUCUAGUGUCUCUAUCCUUUCCACUUCUUCCAGUUUGCACACUCUAACUGAGAGUCCCGAGAAUGACAAAAAGGGGAGAACGAGGUACAGUAGGCCUCCCACCCUGAACUGCCCUGACAAGAAAACAGCCCCCAUUCACAGAAUCUGCCCCCAGUGUGUGCAUGAGGCUAAUUUCACGAACAGCACCUCGGGGGAUUCAGAGAGCACUAUUAACACCUCCGAUGAAAUAUGUACCAUAGUGUCUUGCCCCCAGUGUGUACAUGAGGCUAAUUUCUCGAACAGCACCUCGGGGGAUUCAGAGAGCACUGUUAACACCUCCGAUGAAAUAUGUACCACAGUGUCCUGCCCCCAGUGUGUACAUGAGGCUAAUUUCCCGAACAGCACCUCGGGGGAUUCAGAGAGCACUAUUAACACCUCCGAUGAAAUAUGUACCACAGUGUCCUGCCCCCAGUGUGUACAUGAGGCUAAUUUCACGAACAGCACCUCGGGGGAUUCAGAGAGCACUAUUAACACCUCCGAUGAAAUAUGUACCACAGUGUCCUGCCCCCAGUGUGUACAUGAGGCUAAUUUCACGAACAGCACCUCGGGGGAUUCAGAGAGCACUAUUAACACCUCCGAUGAAAUAUGUACCACAGUGUCUUGCCCCCAGUGUGUACAUGAGGCUAAUUUCACGAACAGCACCUCGGGGGAUUCAGAGACAGAGAGCACUGUUAACACCUCCGAUGAAAUAUGUACCACAGUGUCCUGCCCCCAGUGUGUACAUGAGGCUAAUUUCACGAACAGCACCUCGGGGGAUUCAGAGAGCACUGUUAACACCUCCGAUGAAAUAUGUACCACAGUGUCCUGCCCCCAGUGUGUACAUGAGGCUAAUUUCACGAACAGCACCUCGGGGGAUUCAGAGAGCACUGUUAACACCUCCGAUGAAAUAUGUACCACAGUGUCCUGCCCCCAGUGUGUACAUGAGGCUAAUUUCACGAACAGCACCUCGGGGGAUUCAGAGAGCACUGUUAACACCUCCGAUGAAAUAUGUACCACAGUGUCCUGCCCCCAGUGUGUACAUGAGGCUAAUUUCACGAACAGCACCUCGGGGGAUUCAGAGAGCACUGUUAACACCUCCGAUGAAAUAUGUACCACAGUGUCCUGCCCCCAGUGUGUACAUGAGGCUAAUUUCCCGAACAGCACCUCGGGGGAUUCAGAGAGCACUGUUAACACCUCCGAUGAAAUAUGUACCACAGUGUCCUGCCCCCAGUGUGUACAUGAGGCUAAUAUCCCGAACAGCACCUCGGGGGAUUCAGAGAGCACUGUUAACAGUUCCGAUGAAAUAUGUACCACAGUGUCCUGCCCCCAGUGUGUACAUGAGGCUAAUUUCCCGAACAGCACCUCGGGGGAUUCAGAGAGCACUGUUAACACCUCCGAUGAAAUAUGUACCACAGUGUCCUGCCCCCAGUGUGUACAUGAGGCUAAUUUCACGAACAGCACCUCGGGGGAUUCAGAGAGCACUGUUAACACCUCCGAUGAAAUAUGUACCACAGUGUCCUGCCCCCAGUGUGUACAUGAGGCUAAUUUCACGAACAGCACCUCGGGGGAUUCAGAGAGCACUGUUAUCACUUCCGAUGAAAUAUGUACCACAGUGUCUUCAGCACUGGAAACUUAUUCCAGUAAGUUAUCCUGGAAUGUGUCCGAAGCUGGCCCUAACAAAUCAAAGAGCAAGGCGUCCUCACAGGAUGUUUUAUCUCAUCACACCACUAUGGAGGAAGUUCAGUGCAGAGACGUCAACAUACAAGGUGAAAUUAUCGGUUCAUCUCUCCCACAAACCUCACCUCAGGAGGACCUCAGAGGACAGCCCCACAGCAUGUCUACUGCUGGUCAGAGAGAUGAAAGGAGCAGCUCAUCUCUCCUACAAACUGCACCUCAGGAGGACCUCAGAGGACAGCCCCUCAGUGUUGCUACAGCUGCUUCAAAGAACAACAUGACCUCACAAGAUAGAUCAACUCCAUUCUCCAGCAAGGAGGCCCAGGAUGAGGGUCUGAUUGUACAAGAAAAAGACCUCAGCCCAUCCUCCCCAGAAAUACCUCAGGGACACCUCAGUGGUCGGAGACAGACUGCACCCAGAGCCCCCUUUAGAAAGCGGAUUUGGAAGAGCCUACAGAGCAGGAUUAUAAAAGGCCUGAGAAGUUUAUGCUGCUGCAUACCAACAGAAAAGAGGGAGCGCCUAGGCUGCAACAAAAUCCUGCCUGUGACCUUAGAGGACCAUGGAGGGAGCCAAGGUAACAGUGCUGUUGGAGGCACUGUGCUCCCCCAAAGCUGAAACCAGAGAGUGAAGAGCAGCAUGCUGAGGAUGCACAGGGCCGCUGGAGAGAGCCAGCUACCUGUCGCCAGGUGUACCAUGAGCCAUUAGAAGAGAGAGCGGCACCGGAAGCAGAGGAGGACCCCAGAGGGCCUGCCCAGUUUGUAUGUGUUCAAGAUGAGUAUUGCUGACCAGGUUGGAGCCAGACACAGAGGAGGAACGAGUUUGCAGGGAGUGUCCAUCUUGUGCUCAUUUGGGAAGGUAGAGUGUGUGGGAACAGGAGCCACGUGAAGCCAACACAUGGCAUGGUGCACAUUUUCCCCCAGGGCAUCCGGUCCUGUGCAAGGGAAGGCCCACCAGCUGUGCUUUGAGUGGAAGCAAGGGGAAGUCUGGAGUGUUUGACAGUUGGAUUCAGAGAUGGAGCUGGUUCCAAGCGUGAUUGUGGAUAGAAUCUGUUGAUGGAAAAACAAUGGCAACCCCCGGCCUGACAGUGGACAUGGCUGGUGCUGAAGCUUUGUGUCUCCAGGCAGCAGGCUGGGAAAGACUUUUGCUGCCUGUAUGACCCUAUGCUGGGGCUACCAAGGAGACUCCUGGGACUACACUCAGCAAGGGACAUUUUCAACUGGAUGGUGCUUAGAGCAGGAGAUGCCACUCAAGCCCUAACACACUGGAUGGAAGGGGGAACACACAGGUCUCCUUGAUGGAAGAGGCUUCUGAUUGACAGAGAAUUUGGGCCAGAGGCUUACAAGCAGAUGGACUAAGAGCAACAAAAGAAAAUGUCUACUGAUCCAGGUGAAGAUCAGCCAUCGAGGAUAUGCUCAGAGAGCUGGGCAUAAGAUUGCUCUGCAGAAGUAUUACCAAGAAAGACAGGCACCAGACAAAAAGAUAUACGGCACAAAUAUCUGAAUAAAGAGAUUGUUUUCUUGCUACAAUAAAUUCCUUUGUAUAUUUGAACCACA